AUGGAUGACGUCAGCUGUGACGCAGACAGUCCUCCUGACAGCCCGCCCUUCCGCCCGCCUCCCUCCGCCGCCGCGCUGGCGGACGACGACGACGAGGGGGAGACGCUGCUGGGGGUGCGCGCCGCCUUCCCCGCGUCGUUUGGCCGGCAGGAGGAGCGCGUCACGCCGCUGGAGGCCGUGCACGCGCAGACGGCGCGCGCACACGCGGAGCGCGCCGGGGUGAAGGGGAAGAAGAAGGCUGGGGGGAUGAAGUUCAGCAUCGGGUCGAGCCUGGCGAAGAGGUUAGGCGACGGGGCUAAGGCAGGGCUGGGGGGAGCAGCGGCGGUGGGAGUGGCGGGCGCUGGAGGUGUGGCGGAGGGGGGAGGGGCAGUGAGAGUAGCGGAGGGUAUGGGCGGAGAGGUAGCGGGGGAACACAACUCGAGGGAGGCUGGUGGUAAUCCGCUUAGUGGCGGUGCUGGUGGGGCAAACGGGGAGGCGGGAAGGGCGAACGGGGGCGGGGGUGGGGCAAGAGCGGCCAGGGGUGGAGGAGCAGCGGAUGGGCGGGGAGCAGCGGUGGUGCGGGGCGACGGCGAGGGGCAUGCGGUGAUCGGCCCUCCGCGCCCCCCGGGCCCCCUGGAGGACGGUGGUGGAGGGUUGAUUGGCCCGCCUGCCCCUGCUACUCGCGGCACACAGCAGCCCGGUGGGCGGAAGAAGGGCCGGGCAGCAGGGCGGCAGGAUGAGCAGAGGAGCGAUGGCAGUGAGGAGGAUGAUGAGGAGGAGGGCGCAGAGGCGGAGGAGGAGGACGAGUUUGGAGUGCCACUGAGCAAUGAGAUUGUGCUGGGGGGACACACCAAGGCGGUGGCAGCGCUGGCGGUGGACCCAACGGGCACGCGGGUGAUAAGUGGCAGCUACGACUACUCGCUGCGCUUCUACGACUUCCAUGGCAUGGACUCCUCCCUCAACUCCUUCCGCCAGGUGCUGCCGUGCGACGGCCACCAAGUGCGCGCCGUGUCCUUCAGCCCGUCGGCCGACCUCUUCAUUGUCGCCACCGGCAACGCGCAGGCCAAGGUGCGCCGCUCCCUCCCUCUUCCCUCCUUCACACACGCCAACGCGCGCUCUUCCUUUGUAAGAAUGAUGCCACAGGGUGAUGAAGAUAUUCUGAGACGUCUCGAUACUUAUUUUUUAUCGCAGGUGUACGACAGGGACGGGCGCAGCAAGGGCGAGUUCGUGAGGGGCGACAUGUACAUCCGCGACCUGCGCAACACCAAGGGGCACAUCGCUGGGCUCACCACCGCGCAGUGGCACCCCUGCGAGCGCCAUUCGGCGCUCACGGCGUCCGAUGAUGGCUCGCUGCGCAUCUGGGACGUGCGCGACUUCAAGUCGCAGACCAAGGUGGUGAAGCCGAAGCUGGCGCGGCCGGGGAGGGUGGCGGUGACAGCAGCGGAGUGGGGCCCCGAUGGCCGCAUGGUGGCUGCUGGCCUCAACGAUGGCUCGCUGCAGGUGUGGAAUGUGAGGACAGGGUGGGGGUCGCUGCCGGACCUGCUGUGUGCCGAUGCGCAUCAGAGGGGCGACGACAUCACGGGGCUCGCCUUCUGCUCCGAUGCCUCCCUGCUCGUCUCCCGCUCCAUGGAUGGCAGCAUGAAGGUGACAUGGAUGGCAGCAUGA
Molecule: messenger RNA, 1644 nt
Organism: Closterium sp. Naga37s-1
Lineage: Eukaryota; Viridiplantae; Streptophyta; Zygnematophyceae; Desmidiales; Closteriaceae
Source: the annotation of a GenBank genome assembly